AUGCUUAUUCUAAUUUUCUUAAAUUUUAUAGUAGGCAUCUAUUGUGUGAAUAGAAAUGAAAGCAAAGUUAUAUUGACUGAUUUUUACAAUAAAAAUUCGCCAGUUUUUGUGAUAGCUCCUUAUUAUGAAUCAUUUACAAUCGACUUAUUUGAUUCGAAAGAUGUCUUAGAAAACACAAGCUUUAGUAAUGUAAACUCCACAAACUAGAAUUUGACGUUUAAAAUCACUCCUUUUAUAGAAAAUACAUCCUAAUCCAUAGAGUCAGCAUUUUGUCCAAUUGAUGAAUGGGGACCUUUAUACCAACCUGCUCGUUUCUAUUUGAGUUUAACCACGAUAGAUCUCCUAUUUUACAAUCAAAGUAAUGAUAAAAUAGUCCAGGUCUAAAACAGUUUGCACAAAGAUUUGUAAGAUUUGGAUGAAAAUUUUUUAAAUAUUUCUUGCUAUUCCAUAUUCCAAUUACGAAAAGAUAACUAAUUUGGAUUGGAUUGUAAUCUAAAUAAUAACACCACAGUGCUUAUUUUUGAUUUAAUAUUUGACGAGCAAACAUUAAUUAUAGAGAACUUCGCUUAUAACACCUACUAUUACUAUUCAUACGAAGAUGAGGAAAACUAGAAUUUCCUUACCAAAUGUCAAUUCAGAAAAACCAUCAAUGCAAAUAUCCUAGAUGUUGCUAAUGAGAUAAAAUUUGAAUUUAUAUAAUAUUGUCCUAGUCUAUUCAAUCAAAAGGCAAUUACAAACGAAUUUUUAAUUAUUCAUCAUGAAAUAGUAUUUAGGGAAAACAGUACCUUGCAUUUGCAGGCCUAUUAAGCAACUACUGCAGAUAUAUAAUCUUGCAAUUUGGAUCCGAAUAUAAUGAUAGAACAGAUAUUUAUAAAUUCAAUGAUAAAUGGAUAUGAUAAUUAAACCUGGAACGUUGGAUUUUUGUUUCAGUUUUCUCCCAAAAUUUGCAAAUGCAACGUCAAGGAGAUCUAUGCAUCUCAUUAUAAUAUACUUUGCAAGAGCACACUGAUUGAGCUGUAUUAGCCAAACCAAAUCAGAUAAGUGCAAAAUCUCAAUGACGAAGUAGUCCUUGUGACUGGAAACAAUUUGGCUGUCCUCAUCAUCUAUCUGGAAAGAUCUUAUCAAUCCCAAAACUACUUUACUCUUAGUUAUAAAGAGAUUUUCGAGCCUGGCUAUCUCUUAGUUGAUGUGUCUAUCACCAGUCAAUAUUUGGCUGUGAUUAUGACUGAUUCUCCAUUUGCUCAAUAGAUUUCUCCGUUCUAUUAAAAACCUAACUUAUAAUGUUCAAAGUAAGCUCCUGGAGAAACCAAAAACAUUUUGAAGAUCUUUUACUUGAAUUCAGAAUACAAAACAGUUUAUUAUUAAUCAAGCACUUUUAAUUAGUUUCAGAAUUUCUUUUAGAGUCUAAAUUAAAUAGAAUUCGGAAAUUUCAUUCUAUUGUAUAAUUACUUCGAUCAGAAAAUCAAUGUCAUUACGCUGUUUGAGAAACAAAUGAAUGUAUCUUAUUAGUUGGGACAGGAUAACUUAACUUAAACUUACAAUCAGUAAAUCAGUCCAAUCAUUAUCUCCUUUAAUAUAUCAGGUGGAUACAUGGCAUUCAAUCAAUCCCAGAACACAUACAAAUAUGCACUGAUGACAUUCUAAAGAUUUAUCAUCCUAUGCUUUAUCAAAUUGGGAGAUAGCAAUUUCCAACUGAUUGCUUAAAUACAUAAGCUCGAUGAGAAAGAUUAGCAGAGUUUGACCUUGUGUCCAAUAAGCAAAGACAUUUACGUAUUCCAAGAAAUCAUAAAUUCGAUCGACUUAUUUGAAGGCAUUAUGGGUCCAUUGUUAAAUUUCAACUAUGUUCCCAAUUACAAUGUGAGCAAAUAUUAUCCCUAUUAUUAAAAUCACAAGGCAAUCAUAAAAGAAAAUCAACUCUAUAAAAAUAAGCAUCAGACAAGAUAAGUGUUCAAUGUUUUGAGUGCUGUAAACAAAAACAUAUUUAUUACUUCCAACAUCUUUGGAAUAGUCGAGAUCCUAUUGACCUACUCUAAUAGUAUAGACAAUUAAAUAAAUAAUGAAGCCAUCAUUAUUAAUAAAACUUGUAUCAUUAAUGCUAAGCAAUACGAAAGCUUCUCAAAGUAGUUCCCCAUAAAUAUUGAAAUUUAACAGUGCGUUGAAGAGAAGUAUAAAGAUCUCCAAAAAUACUUGAGUCAAGUUGAUUACUACAAAUAGUUUUAAUAUUUUGACAUAGCAGUACAAUACAAAGAUUCAAUGUAAAAACCUCUUAUUAAUCUUAUUAGUAUAGUAUUUUGCCAAAAUAAAAAUUCAAUUAUUAGAUAGUAACGAUGUCAGAGCAUCACAGAAAUGAAAUCAAAUGAUAACAUCGUGCAAAUUUACAUUCUUCAAGGACCUAUUAAAAAUGAGAGAAUUAAUUACUUUAUCACUAUUCUUUAUAGUUCAAGUGUGACCAGGUUAUACUUCUACGUUUUAGAUCUUUUUUUGCCCAGCUAAAUCUAUCCAGAGAUCAAAUAUCACGACAUAUAAUGUUACAAUAUCUUAGACACUCACAGUCCAAUAGUCUCCUUUAGAUACACUUAUGUUAACUAAUAAACCUUAUUCAUAUUGUUCUAUGAUGCAAGAAUUGUUGUUUAUACACCUGGACCCAUUAACUCAACCAAGGAAAUUAAAUUGUAUAAUUACACCUCUACACUAACCAACCUUGUACUUAACAUCAAGGAAUGUGAGAAUAACAGUUUCUUAGGAUUUGAAAUUACUAAAUAUUUCUAGUCGAAAUUGGCUAAGUAAUAUUUGAUCGUUUGGUGCCAAGAAAAUUAAAACGGCAACUUCACACCUAUUUUACUACAAUACAUAAUUACUAAUAUUAAUUAGAUUAAUUUUUGGAGGAGACUCCCCAAUUAUGAUACUAUUUUAAGUAAUUAAUGCAAAAUCCUGAUAUCUGGCUUAAUAUUGUAUGUUCCCAUCAUUACGAAGAGCGUCUACAAUGACUAUUUUUAGAAAUACUAUAUUUACAAUUUGGAAGACUAUACUGCCAGAUCUCUGGUUGAGAAAAUAGAAAUUGAGAAGAAGAAGAAAGAAUAAAUUAUAACAUAUCCCAUAAGCAACUUAAUGGAUUCAUUACUAGCUGGAUCCUCUAUCAGUUUGACUCUUAUUAUCACAGAGAAGAAAUUCGAAAUUUAUUAUUUGAAUUAAAAAGCAGAAUUUAUAUUCCACCUCUAAUAGCAGUUCAUUCCUGAAUACAACGAUUCUCCAUUUUUGUUGGUCAUUGGUGUUUUUUAAUCAUAAAAGCCCAACGUUUUGUAUAGAAAUUACACUUUGGUGUACAAUUUCUCAAGCACCUAGAUCUCCUUUGCGUAUAAUUGUUCAUCAGAAUACAAAGUAGAAGUAAAUUACGAUUAAAUCAGCUAAGCUGGAGGAUAUUUUUAAUUUCUCUUUUUAGUUAAUUAAUCUUUCUUCAAUGGACCAAUUGCUUCUUAUGAUUACUAGUCAAACCAAAAGAAUUUGUCUAUUAUUCCAUCUCCUUAUUUAUAAAUGAAUAAAUACUUAGGUAGUUAUAUGGAUGAAGUAUCCUCCUUUGGACAAGUUUCUUAAAUUAUUGAUAUAGGGGAUGAAAUUUAUAUAGGUUUGUUCAACCAAGAUAUCGUGAAUAUCUCUUAAUAUAAGGAUUUAAUAAUCGUAUUGACUGACUAUUAUGUGUUGUUUUAUCAAAAGAAUUCCAUUCCAGAUGUAAAUAGAUCUUGCAUCUACUCUAAUUACACUCAAGAUGAAAAAAGAGGCAGUUCACCGUUAUGCUCAAUAAGACUGAUCUAUGUUCACGUAUUAAAGCCAUCUAAUCCCUUCUUAUUUUGUCAAAUGCAAUUAAACGGUGUAAAUGUAUUGAUCAUAGUAUGCCAACUGAAAUAUUUUAAUAAAUCAAAUGGUAAAAUAUCGUUUUAGGAUCAUGAAAACAUCUAAUAAUAUAUUUAUUUAGAGUAUACUUACGUCAGACUUAACAAUUCUAUUUCAAUUCCUGUGAAUAUUGUGAAUGAUAGGUAGUUUUGUUACUGCUUCUUCAAUGAUUUGUAGCCUUUCUUCUACAACAAUUCAAUUUACUAAAUGAUCAAGAGUGGAUAUCAAGAACUGAAUUCCUAUUUUGGGAUUUAUCAAAUAGUAAUUACAAAUAAUUAAACCAUACAAUUCAUUCAGCAGAGCUCGUAUCCCAACACAAACGAUUCAUAGCCUUUGUCAUAUGCAGAAGACUUUGGCUUGUCUGUGAUUGAAUACCAAUAGAUUCAAUACUUGUACUUAAUACUUUUGCAACCCAACAAUAUAUUUGUGUUGGUGAUUAAUAUGACAGAUGGGUUUCCCACUAAUGGGCCUGGCAGGAACCUGUUAUUUUAAAAGAAUGAAGAUUACGUGAGAUUCGAAAAGGCAGUAUUUAUUCAGACCCUCAACCAUCAUCAGCCUCACAUUGUAAAUGACUCAUUUAUGGAGUAAACUAUUUCUGUUGGAAACAACAAUCAAAUCUAUGAGAUUACUUUUAACAUCCUAACACUCGAAGCCAAACUGAGAUAUACUUUCUAUUAAUACUUGUUAUGUCAUCAUAACUUUUUGUCUCGUCCACAAAUUGAGAUUUAGUUUCAAAAUGAUACUAUAUUCUAUAUGGUCACUUAAUGCUUAUCCAAUCAAUUUGAAUACCAAUCUAUUUAAGUGGAAAUGACGUAUCUGCUUAAUGAAUUGAACACCAAUAUAGUUUACACCUCUCUCUUCAUCAGGAACUACAGUCAAAACUAUUCAAGGCCAGUGGAAAUCUUGGAACCGUAUUUGGUCAACCCAUAAGAGUUGCGUCUACAGAAAACCCAAUUAUAUUAGGCUUUAGAUACCCAAACCAACACAUCGAAGUCACAUGUUCUGAUAACUAACAGCACCUAUUUCUUGAUUGAUCUAAUACUGUAUACUGACAAUGGGUAUUACUUGUAUUAUCCCAUUUAAUCAGCAAAUGAUAAUAGGAAUCAUUCAGUAUCCUUGAAUAUUACUGCAUACAACUCCUAUUCGAGUUGUGAGGUCGAAUUUAAAUUGGGAUGGGUUGAGUAGGAUAGUUAGGUGAAUAGUCUGGCUUGGUUCUGGGCGAUAUUAUCUCUUUUGUUGUUGUUGAUUUUGACUGUGAUUAUAAUUGCUGUUUAUGGUUUUUGUUAAAAACAGAGUCAGAUUGGCAAAUAGGACAAGGAUUUCCCUCUUGAAAGGAUUGGAGAUGAUUAAAGUGAAUAAGGGUUGGAAUUGCAGGGAGCUGCUUAUAAUCAAUUGAUGUUGGGGGAUGUGUUCAAAGAUCUGUUGCGAAAUAACAGAACUAAGAAGCGGACAGUUUCAUAUGUGGAUGAAUUGUCAGAUUGA
Paramecium tetraurelia is the source of this 5370-nucleotide messenger RNA. RefSeq lists its product as uncharacterized. The record is from RefSeq and is a predicted model, not a curated record. NCBI's taxonomy places the organism in Eukaryota, Ciliophora, Oligohymenophorea, Peniculida, Parameciidae. The transcript is spliced from 15 exons.